Cladophialophora yegresii CBS 114405 is the source of this 615-nucleotide messenger RNA. RefSeq lists its product as uncharacterized. The transcript has a single exon. Bases 1 to 615 code for a protein of 204 amino acids. NCBI's taxonomy places the organism in Eukaryota, Fungi, Ascomycota, Eurotiomycetes, Chaetothyriales, Herpotrichiellaceae. The record is from RefSeq and is a predicted model, not a curated record.
AUGCAGCGACGUCCGUCCCUUGUCCCCGAUCUCUUUCACAUUAAGCGGACUACCGUGAAGGCUGGGUCUCCACCUUCGAUUCUUACUGAAAUCUGUGGCACAUACACCGAUCUCGGCUCAGCUCAAAAUGCCGCACUUCACCGGCUCGAUGACGAAGGAAUUUCUCGAACUUCACUAACCGAGUACGCGGAUAACGACCUGACAAACCCAUCAUCAGACUGGAAACACGGAGAAAACGUUGUCGUUCACGCCUCAAAAGGCGAUGAGAUUCAUGGUGUCGAAAUCGAGACCACUCCCAACUCCUUGGGCGUUCGCUCGAAACCAGGCGAUGGAAGGGUCACGGACAAUUUGUUCUAUGUCCUUUGCACAGUCCAGUCAGCGGAUGGAGCGACGCAUUCCGAAAUACGAGGAAUUCACCUGUCCCGGCAAUCGGCUGUCACUGCUGCCAGAUAUGAGUUGGUAAGUGGUGAGCGCAAGCAGGACUGGUACAGUGACUACAAAGAAGAAGUGGGGAUCGGGCACCGGGAAGAGGACUUUGAAGGACAGCAACUUGUGGUGACUGCCACAGGACAGGAUGGGAAGACGUACAUCGUCACUGUCGUUCAUGAAAGCUGA